Molecule: messenger RNA, 1200 nt
Organism: Ambispora gerdemannii
Lineage: Eukaryota; Fungi; Glomeromycota; Glomeromycetes; Archaeosporales; Ambisporaceae
Source: the annotation of a GenBank genome assembly
AUGAGCAGACAAACUCGCGCCCAGACGAUGUUUGUAAAGCAAUUGAUGGCCACCACGACUUCGACGGGGGAAGAAUCCGAAUGGCAAUAUAAUUCGAUAAAUAUUAUACAACCGAUAACUUCCUACGCAAGUUCAGUUCUUGCAACAAUUGGUGCAGCAGCAUCAAAAAGAGCAACACCAAAAACAAGGGCUAGUUCACUGAUUAAAAAUCGCGAAACUUUCAAGUUUGUGUUGAUGGGGCAUUCUUUUCCGGAAUUACUUCGAAAAUCACGACUUGCUACAUUUGACCCUGCAAUACCGCAGGUAUACAAAACAUAUGGGCCUUUUAAAAAACGUGGUGACUGGGGUUUAAAACGAAACCUUCCAAAUAUAUUACGAACUGAUGUAAUAACCGUAAAAGCUCUUGACACCGUAGAGCACCAAACCGACUUUAAAAGUGCACGAAGCUUAGUAGGAUUUGCUCGAAAAUGGAAGGAACUAUUCAAAAUCUCCAAACCACCACCACCGAUGAAAGAAAACCUCGAAAAAAACAUUACUCGAAUGUCAAGACAAGAAUUUGGAAAUUUUCUUAAAGAAGUCGAGAAAAGAAAGGGUGAAUGGGAUGCGCUAAGGGAAAAACCCAUCGAUGUACUUGGUUUUGUGAAUGCUACGGAUGAUAUAAACCCGACACCUGUCUGUGGACUGACAUAUUCCAAUUGUAGCCCGGGUACUAAUGUCCAAGUGCAAGGACGAAUAUUAAACAAGGAUGCAUCGCUUACUGGAUAUGCGGUUGGUUUGGCUGGCAUUGUCGCUUAUUUGCCGACAAGAAAGUCGAAUCGUAUUAGUAGUAUUGAUCACCAAAAAGUGUUUAAUUUCUUUGUGGAGAAAGCGGAGUUCGAUGCACAAGGGAAACCGAAUAUUCAGUUAUCGCAAAUUCCACCGUAUUCAAUGUACAAUAAUUUAGGUUUCUUGGAGCCCGGUGAAAAGAAAACUUCAUUUUUUGAAUCUGCAAGCAUCGGUAAAAGAUGGAGUGUUAAUAAUAGAUAUCAAGUUAGCCAAGUUCUUCUUGAUAAAUUGAGUGUUUUGAUUAAACAAGGAACAUCUUCUGCUUCGAUCAUGGAUGAUGAAGAGAAACAGGAAAAACAGGAAAAUAAACACGAGAAGACAGAAAACGAUUUCUUGUCCAUAUUAGGUCGUUCUAAAAAUAAUAAUUCUAUUUAA